AUGCAGACCCUGUUCCUGACCAUCACGCUCAGCAUGAUUGCCACCCUGCAGGCCCAGGACCCUCUCUCCUUUGACUGGGAGAAGCCAGAUAUCACAGGGACCUGGUACUUGAAAGCCAUAAUGGGCCCGAACUUGGGAAAGAGAUACAAGAAGACAUCUCCUCUUAUGGUGACUGCCCUGGAGGAUGGCAAUCUGGAGAUAUCAUUCACAUUUUUAAAGAACAACCAGUGUCAGGAGAAGAGAAUCCUUUUGAAGAGAACCGAGGAGCCUGGCAAAUACAGUAUCUAUGAGGGGAGAAAAUUUACCUUCCACCUCCAGGAAUUGCCAAUGAAGGACCACUACAUCUUUUACUGCGAAAGCAAGCACAACAACCAAACUUUGCGCUUGGCAAAGCUCUUGGGCAGGAACCUGGACGUGAAUGUGGAAGCACUAGAAGAAUUUAAGAAAUUUACUCAGCAAAAAGGGUUCCCACAGGAGAGGCUCAUCACCCCGACCCACAUAGCUGUCAGCCGGGACCCCAGCACCAUUACACUGCAUACCUGCCCCCACCACGUGGUGAAAGAUGGGCAACUGUGA
Molecule: messenger RNA, 576 nt
Organism: Chrysochloris asiatica (Cape golden mole)
Lineage: Eukaryota; Metazoa; Chordata; Mammalia; Afrosoricida; Chrysochloridae
Product: odorant-binding protein 2b-like
Exons: 6
Coding region: 1-576 (191 amino acids)
Molecular function (GO): small molecule binding
Source: RefSeq, a predicted model, not a curated record